ACCACGUAACGUGGCCUGUGUCACAUGAUUGUGCCGUGUAAACAUGGCUUCUCACUUGUCUUAUGGCCGAGUCAAUCUAAAUAUUUUGAGGGAAGCUGCAAGAAGGGAGCUUCGCGAAUUUCUGGACAAAUGCGCAGGAAGCAAGGCCAUUGUAUGGGAUGAAUACCUUACAGGACCGUUUGGAUUAAUAGCUCAGUAUUCAUUGUUGAAGGAACAUGAAGUGGAAAAGAUGUUUACACUCAAAGCGGGGCGUGUGCCACCAGCUGAUGUCAAAAACGUUAUCUUCUUUGUACGACCAAAGCUGGAGUUGAUGGACGUUAUUGCAGAGAAUGUAAUGAGCGAGGACAAGUUACAGCCACAGCGCGAGUUCCACAUCCUGUUCAUACCUCGGCGCAGUCUGCUAUGUGAGCAGCGGCUAAAGGAGCAAGGUGUCCUCAACUCCUUCACCAACAUAGAUGAGUACAUUCUGGACCUCAUUCCCUAUGAUGGAGACCUGCUCUCAAUGGAGUCUGAAAGUGCAUUCAGGGAAUGUUAUCUUGAGAAUGACCAGACAAGCCUGUAUCACACUGCUAAGGGUUUGAUGACACUGCAGGCACUGUAUGGAACAAUCCCUCAGAUCUUUGGAAAAGGAGAAUGUGCACGGCAUGUAGCAAACAUGAUGCUGCGGAUGAAGAGGGAGUUUGCUGGCAGUCAGAAUCAAAUCCUGCCUGUGUUUGACACGCUCUUGUUAUUGGACCGAAAUGUGGACCUGCUUACUCCGCUAGCCACACAGCUCACCUAUGAAGGCCUCAUCGAUGAAAUCUACAGCAUCACUAAUGGUUAUGUGAAGCUUCCCCCUGAGAAGUUUGCCCAGAAGAAGGGAGGUGAAGGAGGUAAAGAUCUGCCCACUGAGCCCAAGAAGUUGCAGCUCAACUCAGCCGAAGAGCUAUAUGCUGAAAUCCGUGACAAGAACUUCAAUGCCGUUGGAGCAGCACUUAGCAAGAAGGCCAAGAUCAUUUCUGCUGCAUUUGAAGAGCGCCACAAUGCAAAGACAGUUGGAGAGAUUAAACAGUUUGUAUCCCAGCUGCCCCACAUGCAGGCUGCUCGCACCUCACUUGCCAAUCACACGUCUAUUGCUGAGCUCAUCAAGGACAUCACCACUUCAGAAGUUUUUUUUGAUAACUUGACAGUGGAGCAAGAGUUUAUGACCGGAGUGGAUACAGACAAGAUUAACAUUUACAUAGAAGAUUCCAUCGCACAGAAGGACCCACUUAUCAAGAUCCUCCGACUGGUGUGCAUGCAGUCUGUCUGCAAUAAUGGCCUGAAACAGAAAGUUCUUGAUUUUUACAAGAGAGAGAUCCUGCAGACGUAUGGAUACGAGCACAUUCUGACCCUCAACAACUUGGAGAAGAUUGGUUUACUCAAACCACAGACAACCACACGAAACAACUAUCCGACCAUCAGGAAAACGCUCAAGCUCUGGAUGGAGGAUGCAAAUGAACAGAACCCCAACGACAUCUCCUACGUGUACAGCGGUUAUGCUCCUCUCAGCGUGAGGCUGACUCAGGUUCUGGCUCGGCCAGGCUGGAGAAGUAUUGAGGAGGUGCUGAAAAUGCUGCCUGGGCCACACUUUGAGGAGAGACAGCAACUUCCACCUGGUCUCCAUAAGAAACGUCAGCAGGGAGAGAACAGGACAACGCUGGUGUUCUUUCUCGGGGGUGUGACGUACGCAGAAAUCGCCGCACUCCGCUUUCUGUCUCAGAUGGAAGAUGGUGGGACAGAGUACAUCAUUGCCACCACCAAACUCAUCAAUGGCACCAGCUGGAUAAAAUCUCUCAUGGACCGUCCUGAAGCACAAAUACCCUGAAAAUGUCCCAUGAGCAAUUUAGAACAUGUGCUAGUGUAACUUUGUAUACAGAAGUGUACAAAGUUAAGGCAAUAGUGUUCUCUUUUUAUUAACCCCCUUUUCUGGCGAUGCACCAAAAACAAUUCCCUUUUUUUUUUUUUUUUUUUGGAAAGCCUGU
Molecule: messenger RNA, 2003 nt
Organism: Neoarius graeffei (lesser salmon catfish)
Lineage: Eukaryota; Metazoa; Chordata; Actinopteri; Siluriformes; Ariidae
Gene: vps33a
Product: VPS33A core subunit of CORVET and HOPS complexes
Exons: 13
Coding region: 44-1846 (600 amino acids)
Biological process (GO): vesicle-mediated transport; intracellular protein transport
Cellular component (GO): lysosome; CORVET complex
Source: RefSeq, a predicted model, not a curated record